Molecule: messenger RNA, 495 nt
Organism: Toxotes jaculatrix (banded archerfish)
Lineage: Eukaryota; Metazoa; Chordata; Actinopteri; Toxotidae
Product: DELTA-stichotoxin-Hmg2b-like
Exons: 2
Coding region: 1-495 (164 amino acids)
Biological process (GO): pore complex assembly; cytolysis in another organism; monoatomic cation transport
Cellular component (GO): pore complex
Molecular function (GO): channel activity
Source: RefSeq, a predicted model, not a curated record
AUGCCUCAUCGCAACUGCUCUGUCGAGAUUAACAACAACUCUGGCAGCUACACUCUGGCCAACCCAAGGGUGUUCACUGAGAGCGGCUGCUGUGAGGUCCCUCUGCCACCCAUGGUGGGGCCCUGCUCCUUCGCCAGCGGGCUGUUCAACAAGACCACCGGCGCUGCGACCGGAGCCGUUGGCGUCUUCACCUACGACCUUUUCAACGCCGACCUGAACGACUACAGUCACGUCAUGGCCAUCAUGUACUCCGUGCCCUACGACCGAAACCUCUACUCCAACUGGUUCGCUGUGGGGAUCUUCGACAGAGGAAACGACUGCGACUAUAACCUGUACGACAUCAUGUACAACGGAAGUGAAAACAACUUUGUGAGAGCGAAAGCUGACGGCUCCUGCAUUUCUUUUGAGGGCGAUUACGUCAUCAUCAGCGCCUCCAUGUCAGACUCCGGCGAAGCGGUCCUGAGGGUGGAUAUCAGUGAUACUGGCAUGUAUUGA